Mya arenaria is the source of this 2232-nucleotide messenger RNA. RefSeq names its product cysteine sulfinic acid decarboxylase-like. Gene Ontology annotation, molecular function: carboxy-lyase activity; pyridoxal phosphate binding. The record is from RefSeq and is a predicted model, not a curated record. Gene Ontology annotation, cellular component: cytoplasm. The coding region runs from base 344 to 1975 and encodes 543 amino acids. Gene Ontology annotation, biological process: carboxylic acid metabolic process. Lineage: Eukaryota; Metazoa; Mollusca; Bivalvia; Myida; Myidae. The transcript is spliced from 16 exons.
UUCUUCAGAGCAUUUUAUGUAUUUCCAUAUUGCUAUGCCAUCUGAGUUAGUUUAUUGAUUUCGUUAUAUAAGUAUAGGUUAUAUCAUAAUAUAUGAUAUCUACCUCUUUUCACAUAUGCAUAUAAAUGUAUGUGUGCAAGAACACGGAUCAAGAUCUACGGAGGUCGCUUAGACUCAACUUCAAGCAACUGUGGUUAAAUGUGUAAGGUUUAAUUACCUCGUGUUUGGGAAUAUAUAAAAUAAAAUUAACGUUAUUAUAUACUUAAAUCCAAACUGACAGCUCAUUUAGGACUGAUAACACGGUCAACGGACGUGUGUGACAUUGAUCAAACUUCCGGAGUAGAUGCUAGCUCGCCGUCUGAGUUUUUCUGCCGCCUCUUCUGCUCAAUUUAUUAAGGGCCACUCGAUCCACAAGGUAUUUCCGGUGGGAAGCACUAGCCGGAAUUACGGAAUGGCGGCUAGCGGAAGUAAAUCGGCCGAUGGGAACGCGGACAAUGUGGCGAAGUUGGCAGGCUGUGACUGGAGUUGCCCGGAACUUCGGGGAUUCAUGGAGGACAUGCACCGCCUGGCCGUGGACGGGGCGCUCACGGCAGGCACGGACCGCGCAAAACCCGUCAUCAGCUUCCGACAGCCAGAGGAACUGAAGGCGAGCCUUGACCUUGAGAUUGGGACGGCCCCGGCAGACCGGAAAAAGCUCGUAGAUGCAUGCAGCCAGAUUGCUCAAUAUUCCGUCAAAACUUAUCACCCCCAUUUCUUCAAUCAACUGUACAGCGGCCUGAGCGGUUAUGGCGUCGCUGGUUCCUGGCUCACUGAUGCCCUCAACACAAACAUUCACACGUACGAGGUGUCGCCUGCGUUCGUUCUACUGGAACAGUACCUGAUGCAAAAGAUCUGCGGUAUCGUCGGUUAUCCGGACGGUGACGGUAUCUUCUGUCCAGGCGGCUCCAUGGUGAAUAUAAUGGCUAUGAACCUUGCACGCUACCGGAAGUGUCCCGAGUUCAAGACACACGGCAUGUACGCCAUGAAACAUCUCAAGUACUACACGUCAGAGGAGGCUCACUAUUCGCUGUCUAAGGGCGCUAUGUUGCUGGGUUUAGGCACAGACUGUGUCGUCAAAGUCAAUACAGACUCCCGCGGCAAGAUGCGACCAGACGAUCUUAGAAACAAGAUACAACAAGACUUGGAACAGGGUGCACUGCCGACCUUCGUGAUGGCGACGUCAGGGACCACAGUUCUCGGUGCAUACGAUAAUCUCGCGGAUAUCGCUGACGUUUGUCAGGAGCUCGACGUCUGGUUGCACUGUGACGCGUGCUGGGGUGGGGGUGCUCUGCUGUCCCCAUCGCUCAAAUAUCUCAUGGACGGCAUUCACAGGACGGACUCAAUGGCGUGGAACUUCCACAAGAUGUCGGCCGCGCCGCUCCAGUGUUCUGUCCUCGUCCUAAAACAAAAGGGCCUCCUGGAAGACUGUAAUCGCUUCCGGGCAGAGUACCUGUUCCAGCCAGACAAAAACUACAACACAGAAUAUGAUAUAGGCGACAAGACCGUACAGUGCGGCCGGAAGGUGGACGCACUCAAGCUUUGGGUUAUGUGGCGCGCAAUCGGGGACGCCGGCAUGGCCGCUAUUACUGACAACUGCUUCCGGAACGCCAGAUAUCUUGCUGAGCGCAUGGCUAAAACGGAUAGCUUUCGGCUUGUAAUUCCCGAGUUCGAGUGUGGUAACGUGUGUUUCUGGUACAUUCCGCCUUCAAUGCGAGGUGAGGAGGAAACCCCGGACUGGUGGAACCAGCUCGCUAAGGUGGCGCCUGCAAUAAAGGCCAGGAUGAUGGAGCAGGGGACGAUGAUGAUUGGCUAUAACCCGCUCACGUGUAAAGGGCUCGUCAACUUCUUCCGAAUCAUCGUGGCCAACCCGUCCUGCACCACCGCAGAUAUGGAUUUUGUUAUACACGAGAUUGAACGUUUGGGGCGGGACCUAUAAAUUCAUUUUUGUUACUAAAUUUGACCCGCGUGACGUUUAACCUGCCCUCUGGGAGGUAAAGAACGUGAAGAACUUCAAUAAAGCAUAGUUUAUCCUUGGAACAUUUUAGUUAUACUAAAACUUGUUUCCUUGAUUUUAAUUUAUGCCCAACAUAAUUGAAGAGAAAAGCGAGAACAAUCAUGUGUGAAGUAUUAUCUAUUGUAUCUGGUCUUUAUUAUGUAAUUAUGCUACUUUAAUUAAUUAAAACACAAUUUUCA